CCAUAUCAACGAUGGGACCACCAAAUCGAGUUGGAACCAGGCGCCCAACCGACGGUACAGCACCUAUUUCGGCUCAGUCAUCCAGAAUAGGAAGAAUUACAGCAGCAGCUGGAUUACCUUUUGACAAAAGGAUUUAUCCGGCCCAGCAUGUCACCACACGCCGCCCCGAUACUGUUCACGCUGAAGAAGGAUCGAGGAUUCAUAAUGUGUAUCAACUACCGAGCACUCAACCGGAUCACCAUCAAGUCGCGUUACCCGAUCCUGCAAGCCGACGAACUUCUCGACCAACUUCGUGGCACCAAGUUUUUUCUCGAAAAUCGACUUGCGAUGAGGUUACCAUCAGAUUGGCGUCGCUAUUGAAGAUUGUCACAAGACGGCAUUCUGAACCCGCUACGGCAGCUAUGAAUACCUGUGCGAAGUUCUUAAACAGGAAAAAUCAAGACCAUACAGGAAUGGAAGCCGCCCAGCAACAUCAAGGAACUGCUAAGUUUUUUUGGAUUCGUCAAUUACGUCCGCCGGUUUAUCCCCAAUAUGGCGGGUUAUUCGCCCCGCUAACUGACCGACUCAAGGAUUACGAUUGUUUUUGGCGGGGAGAGACGCAGGAAGCUGCAUUUGACCAACUGAAGAUCGCCCUCACGUCGCUGCCCGUCCUUCGCAUCUCCGAUCCUGACCGUCCAUACAAAGUCAUCACCGACGCCAGCAACAUCACCAUCGGUGCAGUUCUUCUACAAGAUUUCGGCGACGGAUUACAGCCGGUCGCCUACGAAUCACGGAAGCUGCAGGGCGCAGGGAAAAAUUAUACAGUACACGACAAGGAAAUGUUGGCGAUCGUCCACGCGUUCAAGACCUGGCGGUGCUACCUGACAGGCGCUGACGUCACUGUGCGGACCCACCAUAAAUCCCUCAAGUACCUCAGAGCCAACCAAACCUCAACGCGCGACAGAUCCGAUGGCUCGAUUUCCUCGAGAAUCACACACAAUCCUACCUCCGGGCAUUUCGGAGUUGACAAAACCACGAAGACGUUGCAGCGCAAUUAUUACUGGCCCAACAUGGCCGACGACGUGCGCAAGUACGUGUCCUCCUGCACCGCCUGCCAGAUCAUGAAAUCAUCCCAUCAGCGAGCAGUCAGACUCCUACAGCCGUUGGAUCCGCCCGAGCGACCCUGGCAACACGUCACAAUGGACUACAUGACAGGACUGCCAGCCGGUCCUUACGGAAACGACGCCAUCCUCGUGGUCGUUGACUGACUCAAAAAAAUGGCGCACUUAUCA
Messenger RNA from Closterium sp. NIES-67, 1271 nucleotides. Lineage: Eukaryota; Viridiplantae; Streptophyta; Zygnematophyceae; Desmidiales; Closteriaceae. The record is from the annotation of a GenBank genome assembly.